Aspergillus neoniger CBS 115656 is the source of this 1664-nucleotide messenger RNA. RefSeq names its product phosphatidylinositol N-acetylglucosaminyltransferase (gene pigc). The record is from RefSeq and is a predicted model, not a curated record. The transcript has 2 exons. NCBI's taxonomy places the organism in Eukaryota, Fungi, Ascomycota, Eurotiomycetes, Eurotiales, Aspergillaceae. Gene Ontology annotation, biological process: GPI anchor biosynthetic process. Bases 53 to 1570 code for a protein of 505 amino acids. Gene Ontology annotation, cellular component: membrane; glycosylphosphatidylinositol-N-acetylglucosaminyltransferase (GPI-GnT) complex.
CAACUAUAGAUCCAUCACAUCAUGCUACAAGCAUGAAUCCCGCUGCUCCUCCAUGCCUUCCCUGCCCGACUCGCCUCCUCCGGUUCCUCCCCCCGUUCCCGUCGAGACCCAUCCGAACCGCACGGUUGGCGUGAAGCCUACCGCCGCGCAACGAGAUCUCCCGGAUCCCAACCGGCUGGCCCCUGAAGAUGCAUAUUACACCUCGUCCCUGCCUCGGGCUCGGCCGACCCAGACGGGGUACGACGACUCUCUCCGUGUGCUGAAUGGCAAUUCGGGCACUGCUGCCUCCGUGGCAGCCCUGCGACCGCCGCCCGCGGUCCCAGGAGUAGGGAGCCGCAAGGUGCGCGGGACCAGCAGACGGAGACGACGAAAGGGUGCAUGGAAGAAGCUGCUGUGGGUGAAACAAUCAUACCCGGAUAACUACACUGACACCGAGACGUUUCUUGACCACCUCCAGCGGAAUCCCCGAGUGCGGCCCUACGAUUUCUGGCCGCUAGUGGCCGACUCCACGGUCAUUGUACAACAUGUUAGUUCUGUGGCUAUAUUUGUGUGUUGCUUUGUCGGCAUUGUUCAGGGCCGCGUGAGCCCAGUUUCGGUGGUCUGCUGGGGAAGUGUCGGGACAGCGUUGGGAUGGAUCUUUUGGGACUCGUGGAUAUUGGGAGAGCAUGUGGAAAAUGCGCAUGUGGCGGAGCGGUCACUGGAGGGUGACGAUGGCUCCAGUUCUAGCUCCAUGACCAGCUCUGUCAAUCCAUCUGGCACUAGCUCGCGAGCCAAUGGCCAGAAGGAGAACCAGGUGCAUGGGCUAGGGUUGAACAUGUCGCAGGGCGAGUCAAGUGAACUUCUCCGGCGACACAGCACGGGGUAUGUGAGUGAUGCCUAUGGGGCACAGGAUCCCGCAUCGCCUACGCCUGGGCCUGCGAACGGGGCCCUGGGUGGCGGUUCUGGUUCACAGGAGCCAGACUACUUGUCGAUGUUUUCUUCGCGGAAUCGGCAGCGGCUGUCCACUGUGAAAUCGGCGUUUUUGAUCUACUUCGCGCUGCUCGGGCUUAGCCCGAUCCUCAAGUCUCUUACCAAAUCUACGGCGAGUGACUCGAUCUGGGCCAUGAGUUGCUGGCUACUGAUCAUGAAUAUCUUCUCCUUUGACUAUGGAAGUGGGGAGGGCGCAGGCGCCACCAAGUUCCCGGCUUCUUUGUCCACUAAUGCAGCGGUGAUGGCCUCGACUGUGUUGGCGUCGCGCCUACCUUCUACUACACAUGUGUUCAGCCUGAUGCUGUUCUCAAUUGAGGUGUUUGGGCUCUUCCCCAUUUUUCGCCGGCAGCUGCGUCAUGUGUCAUGGACUGGGCAUGUACUGCUGACCUUGGCUCUGGUCGGGGUUGCUGGCGGCGCGGUAGGGAUCACCCUGCGUGGAGGAUGGAUGGCGGCGGUGGUUGGCUCGAUCCUAGGGAGCAUCCUAACGGCGCUCGCCAUGGGGGGAUGUAGCUGGUGGCUCAUCAGCUUACAGAAGUAUAAGAAUGUGGUGACAGGGCCAUGGGACCCUGCGCGGCCGAUCAUCCGGCGGCAUUGGGAUUAGCUGUACGCUUUCUCGGUUUUAUAUUUCAUUUAGAAGAUACCCUACAGUCUAAACUCAGACUUGUCUAGCGCUAAUAAUGAAGUUUAACUUUGAC